Molecule: messenger RNA, 279 nt
Organism: Pipistrellus kuhlii (Kuhl's pipistrelle)
Lineage: Eukaryota; Metazoa; Chordata; Mammalia; Chiroptera; Vespertilionidae
Product: 40S ribosomal protein S29-like
Exons: 1
Coding region: 30-200 (56 amino acids)
Cellular component (GO): cytosolic small ribosomal subunit
Molecular function (GO): structural constituent of ribosome; zinc ion binding
Source: RefSeq, a predicted model, not a curated record
UUUUGCCUUAUUGCUACAGAGACAGCGAGAUGGGUCACCAGCAACUCUCCUGGAGCUAUCUGAGGAAAUUCGGCCAGGGUUCUCGUUCUUGCUGCGUCUGCUCAAAACGCCAGGGUCUGAUCCGGAAAUACGGUUUCAACAUGUGCCACCAGUGUUUCCCUCAGUAUGCCAAGGACAUAGGCUUCAUUACGUUGGACUAAGUAAACUUCCAUGAACGGAUCAUUGAAGACAUCUACCUUAUGACAGAAUGCUAUCUCUUUGUACAUAAAAUUUAAAAUA